ACCAAAAAACUAAGAGAAAGCAGCAAUUUCCCCUUUAAACUGGUUAGUCCCUUCCCCUCAGCUCAAAGUAGUUCUUGGUGAUAGAGGAAAGUAGCUUAGGCUGAGCUUCUCUUAUCCUCAGUCUCAAAAAAGAAUAAGACAUUCUCUAAGAAGGUUAAAAUCCCCAUUAAUUAAUCUAAAUUAGCUUGGUUGUUACUGUUUGGCCCUUCCAGCAAUAUUAACCCCCAAAUUUGGUGUGCUCCUAUUGAUAAAAGAUGACCAAUGCUAUCUAAAGCUCCUUCCUGUAAGAGGAAGGGUCAGGACCAUCUGAGUUGUGCUGAAAUGACAUAUUUCAUACUGGUUUCAUUUCGCAAGGGACUCAAAGCCUUUCUUCUAAGACUGAUCCCCCUAACCUGUGCUCUUGGUUACCCAAAUCUAUGCUGGAGCUCCCUCCAAGCUCUCAGAACUCAUAAACCUUUGCUGCAAAAAUAGACUUAUGGCUGUCAAUACAUCCACACCCUUUUAGAUCCACUGAUGUUAUUCAUUCAGGCAAAAGAUGAGGGCAAGGACCCACCAACGUUUACAGCAAACUUGAUCUCACCCACCAGAACAGUUGUUCUAUAUUUGGUAGAACUAUGGAUAGUGGGGAAUUGCCUCCAGGAGACUAUUUUAGAUCAUCAUAUAGCAGCUUUAUGAACCAAGUCUCAGUCAAGAGGCAUGGCCUCCCCCAUAACUCCGGGUUACACUAAUGUAGGCCAACAAUGCAACUACAUACUUACCAGGGGUGGGGCAGUCAGAGAUCUAAGAAACCAGCCCUACAUAAUGCCCAAGGAGUAAUCUGCUAAAUGCUUCAUACUGCCACUUGCUACUCAAGCUACAUCAUGAUCAUAAGGCAUCCUAGAUGGAGGCCCACCCAACCUAACCAACUACUGGCUUUACUUCAGUUUUGGAACUUCCCAUAUCUAAAGAGCUAUUUCCUGGAGUGCCUGGCUGGCUUAGUCAAAGCAUGCAACUCUUGAUCUUGGGCUUUUAAGUUCAAACCCCACAUUGGUUGUAGAACUUACUUAAAAAUUAAAAAUAAAGAGCUAUGCCCCAACCACAGGUCCAACUGUGCAAAAAAAGACCUGUGUCCAUGUUCCAGCCUAGGCCUUCAUGAGUACUUUGGCAUCAACUUAAUAUUCAACUUAUCCAGCUCUUCUCAGCCCCUAUAGGGGUCAUAUAGGUCGUUAAGAAAAAUAAUGAGGCCUAUUUCCAGAAUAACUUUGAGAUAUCAAUGAAAUCAGAGAUGGUAUCUAUUUGUUCUUCCUGCCUAUUCUUGAUCUCCAUAUAUAGCCACAGGUCUUAUGACUUCCGAGGUGCCUAAGCUCUAAGUUCACUUGUAGAAUGGCUCUCCAAUAUACAGUGAUGCACCUAACAUAUACAUUGACCACAACUUCUUGCAUGACUUCAUUGAUAGGACUGUAGCCUGCUGAGUUGACAGCUACGUUAUUACUUCAACAUGAUACGUUGUGAACACCUGGUCUAUCCCCUUCUGCAACUAUGCCCCCAAGAACCCCAAAUUGAAUAUUUAGGAGCCUCAAGGUAGUAGUUUUGGAGAAACCUCUGUUCUGUCAAAGGGUGCAUAAGAUGCCGUCUCUUCAGUUUUAAGUUUCACCUUUCCUCCACUUGCCAUUCCUAAACUGUUGGAUCAUAUUGAACACAUCAACUAAGUACCCAAAGGAUACUUGUUUUACAUACAUUGCCCCUGACACAGAAUCCAACUGGUUCAUCUUCCAUAUUACCACAGAGUAACUUAGAUCCCCACUUCUUCAGAGUAUCCUGUAUUAAUUAUGUAUCUGUACUAAUUAUGCCCUCUCCUCUUUCGAUUCUCUAUUUUCUUGUGCCCUUUGGUACCAUAAAUAUUCUGGUAGCCAGUUAAGUGCCUCUAUAAAUGACAAGCUGCACAAAAGGAACUCCAUUAACACCCAGCAAGUCAAGAUCCAGUGUAUUGACCAGCACUAGGCCAUAGGAAAGAUCAUUCAAGUGGAAGUGAAUGUCCUUUCAUAAUAGGAACAGAAAGAUUGCUAUCAAGGCACUUCAACAGCAGAGGUUAUCAUACCACUGGUUUUCCAAGUCUGUUUUUGUUCAUUCAUAUAAACGUUUACAUCUCAUUUCUUUUACCACUCUGCUCUAUCCAGCCCUAGGAGAGAUUAUACCCCUCCUACAACCCAGUAAUCUGCCCUACCAAUCCCAGAAGAUAGCUAGACUAUGUCAUGUGGAAAGCCCAGGAUUCGAUUAUGAAAAGGAGGGUCUGAAGGAACAUUUGCAGAAAUGGUCCUUCCACCUUUAGAAUGCCUUCAAGCUUUCUUUUCUAAGCAAUGUUUCCAAGCAACCAGAAAUCUCUCACCAUAUUGAUUAAUAAACAGAAACUGGAGCUGAAUAGUAGCACCUAGAAUAAAUCUGGGGGAACUACCAGCACAAUAGUUGACUUCAUAGUGAGCUCUCUCUGCUUGCUAUCAUGCUGAGAAUGAGUAUUUCAAGGCAAGUUCUCAUUUUAAACUUUGGCCUAACUAUCCAAUCACCUAUGAAGUAUUACGCUGGCUUACUGUGUUGUAGUCAUUGAAUAAAUUGAUACCUUAACAUCUUCUCUGUGAUAUUCUCUUAUGGAGCCUUGGAGAGAUCCCUAAAUCCAGUUUGAGAUUCUUGGAGCAUUGAUCAUUUCCUCCCUUCACCAUCACCUUCAACAAAUUCAACAGAACAGAUCUGAAUAAGCUUAAACAACAGAAUUUGCUGCUCUCCCUCCCCUAUCCUGCAAUUUAAUUCCUUACAGAUUUUGCCAUGGGGUGCGGACUUAGAAAGCUAGAAGACCCUGAUGAUAGCAGCCCUGGAAAAAUAUUUUCUACCCUGAAGAGACCGCAAGUGGAAACAAAGACAGAAUUUGCUUACGAAUAUGUAUUGCUGGAUUUCACUUUACAAGCCUCGCCAAACCCAGAAGUCAUCAAGAUAAAUUCAAUUCCGGAUAUAGUAACAAAAGUUGAAGACUACUAUCUUAAAGGAUAUAUUGUUGGGGCUAUUCAUCCUGUUAUACAACCUGUGGGGCAGCGAAAACACCUACCUGCAAGUUACCUGUACAGGGUAGUGCUAUUGCGCUUGAAGUUAAGCCUGAAGCAUUCAGCAGCAUCCAGUGGACAAAGACGCCCAAGGCUCGUGAUUGAGGAAUGUCCUCUAACUUAUGAGACACAAACAAAUGACAUAGCAAAAGAACUGAUAGAAAAGAUUAAUAUAGCUGCUAAGAGAGGAAUGAAAUUUGUUGGAUUCAUAUCACAGCCUUAUUCACCACUUAAAUUCUGCAACGGAACCAACCAUGAUGAAGACGUAGAGUCAGUGCUGCCUCUGAGACACACUUCAGAUGAAAACUGUAAAAGUUGGAAUGAAGGAACAUUAAGUGGGCAAUCAUCUGAGAGUGGAAUUGAGGAAGAACUUCAUCAUGAAAGUGAACAGUGUCAGAUGGACCGAGAUGGCAGCCCCAGUUAUUCUAAAUCAAGAAAGGGAGAAGAAAACAAGUUGUAUACAAUAUUCAAUGUUUUCGAUGAUGAAUCAACCUGCUGGACCUAUCAGGAAGGCAUCCUGUCAAUGAAAGUAACAAGAAAAGGAUCUGUCAUUAGUACACUUGAUGCCGAUUGGCUGGAGUUAACUACAUUUUAUUAUAAACAAGGCUUAUCUUUAAUUGAUUCUUUUGUAUGCUGGGAAACAUCUAAAGGGGACCAUUUGCCUAAAUCUUUGGAAGGAUUCUUUAUCUAUGAAGAAGAAGGUUCUGGAGUUCCAGGUUCCAGUAGGAAAGGAAAUGAUGCCAUCGUAGUAGAACAAUGGACUGUUAUUGAGGGCUGUGAAAUCAAAACGGAUUAUGGCCCUCUGCUGCACACUCUGGCUGAGUUUGGAUGGCUCCUGACAAGCGUGUUGCCUACACCUAUACUGCGACAUGACAGUGAAGGGAAUUUGGCUACAAAGCAGGUUGUGUUCCUUCAGAGACCAGUUAUGUGGAAUUCAGCUGCUCAAACACCAGAAAGGAAAGCCAGCCGGCAUACAAAAGGUGAAGACAGGAACAAAGUCACCAGCAGGAGCAUCGGUUUGGACACAGCCACAUCACAACCAACAGACAGCAGAAACCCACCUGCAGAGUGCCUCCUCUCUCCUUCUGGAGAGUGUUGGACAAGAGAGAGGAGGCCGACACAGUACAGCAGCUUCUCCGGCUUCAGCAGCAAUGACAGUGUCCUACGGGAAUUAGACGACGGUCAGUUUGACCAGGAAGAUGGAGUAACUCAGGUCACUUGUAUGUGAGCAAUGAAGUAAAGCAAUGGAAGGCCCUGUAAAUAACUAUUAAAAUAAUUGCCAACUGACUUUAUUGUAUUACUUUAUCUGCAUUUAUGUAAUACUUUGAAUUUUUCCAGAUUCUGGCUUUCCUUUAAUCUGCAUAAACUUUGGCUCAACCUCCCAGACAAGGAAGAAUAACCAACAUAUUUGUAAAUUUAGAAUCAUGUUUACACUUCUCUCAACUAAAACAUCUGUUUAAACAGAUGUCUCAUUAGGUUAUUAACCAAUAAUCUACUUCAGUUUCUCAUGAAUGUACAAGAUGUACUUUUCAUUCAUUUCCUGGUAAGAAGACUAAAUAUAUUAGCCAGUAUUUCACCUAAUUAGAAAGUUCUCAGGAAGUCAAAAUCUUACUUAAGCUGAAAAGCAAUCUCUCUCUCUUUCAAUCCCCCUCUCUUUCACAUACAUGUAAAGGGCUAAUUAAUGAAAUACCCAUUUCCUGAAUAUAACAAUAAUCCAAAUUUUGUCUUUAACUAUAACAUGUAUAUACAAAGCAAGCCCCUGUUUGUGAAAAUAUUCUUCCAAAAAAAAAUCCUUUUUGUUUGUCUUUUUUUUGGGAGAGAGAGAGAGCAAGAGCAUAUAAAAAGGGCAGAGGGGCAGAGGGGCAGAGGGAGAGAGAAAAAGUUUAAACAGGCUCCACACUUAGCAUGGAGCCCUACAUGAGGCUCGAUCCCAAGACUCUGGGAUUGUGACCUGAGCCGAAAUCAAGAGUUGGACAUUCAACCAACUGAGCUACCCAGGUGCCCCUGUAUGUCUUUGCUUUUAAAGAAAGGGUCACCAUGUUACCAACUCCAUACUGAUUCACUGAGCUUAAACUUUAUUGCUUCCAAUAGCUUAGAAAUAGAGCAAAGCAGCAUCCCUUAAAAUUCAAUAUGAAAAGAACCCACAAUCUCAACAUUUAGAAACCUUGGUAGAAAGAAAGAAUUUCUUUAUUUUAAAUUGCAGAUAAUAUGAAGAGCAGAAAGGUACUUACAGCUCCAUGUGUAUGGAGACCCAUCUGUUCCAUCUCUGCUUUUCUUGCUCUUGUAAUAGGGAUGGCUUUGCCUUUCCCAGCCUUUAACAGUUAAAGAUGAAAAUUCUACAUAAUAGAGGAUCUUCAUUUAUCUGUGAAAAGCUUACUUGGAAAUGUGGGAAUCUUCGAGGGAAUUACAACUGACUUUGCCAUUGAUGAAUUUAGCAUAUUAUAUAUUUUUAUUAGCAUUGGUGUUGACAUUAUAAGAUCAUUUGAAUAAUAAAAUGUCAUUUGUUA
This is a messenger RNA of Acinonyx jubatus (cheetah), 5575 nucleotides long. It is a transcript of the gene RFTN2, whose product is annotated as raftlin family member 2. The record is from RefSeq and is a predicted model, not a curated record. The transcript has 10 exons. The coding region runs from base 2797 to 4296 and encodes 499 amino acids. Lineage: Eukaryota; Metazoa; Chordata; Mammalia; Carnivora; Felidae.